AUGGAAUCACUGUCAAGCCGCGUUGGCUUGGAGGAAACUAGCGCAUCUUCACCUCCUUCAGCUCCUUGGCUUGCCGAAUGCACGUUUAGUGACGCUGCUGUCACGUAUGAGGCCUCCCCUCCCUCGUCGGAUACUGGCAAACGCAAUGAAAGACAUCAAACAAGUUCCCCUGCUAGGAGCGCCUGCCUACAGGGCUUGCCUUGCGAUGACCGUGGAGCUCAGACGAAGCCAAAUAUAUUUGGUGCUGCUUGCGGUGAACCCACGGAGCCUGCCUCGGAAGUGGUGGGCCACGAUGCAGCGCCUCCAGCAGUCGGCCCACAGGGAGGAAGCCCGGGGAUUGAAGUGUCAACUGAAUACGUGAUGGCGCUGCAGGAUGCGGGUCAAUUUAAUAUGUGGGAGCCGGUACUCCGUAAAGUGCUUCCAUCUCGGGAGCAUUCCCUCUUGCUGGGUCAGAUCUGCUUCGACGUGACAGAUGGGGACCAGCGAGGCUCUUGGUUGCUACCGGAAGAGCUGCUGGCUGAGGGGAUCGCGUCGGUUGGUGAGGAUCACGAGGACAGACAAAUCUUCACUAACACGCCGGUCAGUGAGGAAGAACAAGAGGCCAUAGAACAGGUCCUCUUGCAGCUUCUGGAGUCACAGAAAGCGGAUGUCGAGGAGAACACAGCAAGUCGAGACCCCAGCAUGAUUCUGGGGGUACAACCAGUCUGGUUGGAACAACUCGUGCUGCGGUACCUGUACAGCUGCUCUUUUGAUACUCAAAAAACCUUCGACCUUUUACAAUCAACACUGUCUUUCCGGAGACAGCAGCUUCCCGUGCUUGAGUCUGAAGUGUACUAUGAGCUGCGGAGCUUGGGCGCAUGUUAUUGGCAUGGAAGGGACAGGAAGUUGCGACCGCUUCUUGUAGUCUCACUGCAAAGAUUGCAACAGCUGCAGAGGGACGGUGGAAUGGAAGAGAAGGUUACUCGCCUUAUCAUCUUUUGCCUGGAAUUCUUCCUAAGGUACUUGUGCGUCGCAGGAAGGGUCGAAAGUUGGUGCAUCCUGUGUGACCUGAGUGGUAUAUCCAUUUCUAGUUUUCCAUUGCCGCUGCUUUUUAAGUUGAUGCAACUAAUACAAGGAUCGUAUAGAGGCCGCCUCUAUCGUUUUUACAUUCUUCACGCACCAAGGCUGUUUCACUUUGUGGCUAAACCACUGGUGGCUUCUUUGCCGUCAACUACAGCAAAGAAACUCCGAGUGUUCACAAGCUUCGAUGAGUGGCAGCAGGAGCGGCGAGCACAAUUUACUUCUCAUCAAAUUGAGGAGAAGUUCGGGGGGACAGCUCCGGAUGUAACCGAGAAUUGGUAUCCUUUCCGCUUUUACCCGGGGCCGUUUGAUCCGGAAGUGGAGAGUAGCCCAAGCGCUGUUGAAAGAGGAGUUGUUCGUUGGGACAGCGAGCCGGCGUUGCACACCAGGGUCCACCCCGUCGUACACUGUGGAGUAUCUCUCCACACGUCUAUUUUGCGAUCCCACAGCCCAGACCGAAGUAGCUCACUUUUCCGAUAUGCAUCUUGGCUGCACCAUCUUCCUGAACUGCAGCUAGCUCCAGCGACUGUUGCGUGGGCAAAGAAUAUGCUUCGCAGUCGCAUGGUGGAACACCAUGGGUCUCUGGCCGACUAUUUGCUACGGAAAGAGAGAGUGGCGCAAGUGUCGAAAGCGGAAAAUUCGUCUGGUGAAGCACGUGAAGUUCCUACUGUGGCUUCUCCUUUGUCGCGAACAAGACCCCGUUCUGUUUCUGAAGUUUUCUCCCCCGCCAUUGUGUCUCCAGGGACAUCUCCCGCUUGUUCGUUUUCUACUGCACUGCGUUCAGCGGAAUACAAGGCUGAUGCUGCCUGUAGUUCAUCAGGGCGGCAGACGGAGGUCUUAGCUUCGCAGAAAAAUUCCCAUCGAACUUCUGCUUUAUGGCCAGGCGAUCACUUUUUGAACGAUGAGACAGGUGGUACUGCACCCCCAGAAGCAGUGCAGAACCAUGCAACCGAACACCGCUCACUUGGUGCAGAAAAUGACGCCUUGAUUAGGAACAGCACCGCCGUCCAGAGUACCGUGCUUGUUCCCGGGCAAGCAGAGCGAUGUGUGAGAUCUCCACAAAAGUGUGCGGGGGAAGUCCGGCAGCAAGAGCAUGGCACUUCUGGCCCUUCUGUGCUCUGUAGUGCUGGCAGGACCGAUGCACCAUCAGAGUACUCGCAAGUCCUAUCAGAAAGCGCUCACAUGGAGGUUCCCUCAGAUCGAAUACCAAAACAUGCAGAGUGUGCCUCGAGCCCCUCCAAAAAGUUGGAUAAUUUCGGGACCUUAGCGCAUGACCGUGCCAGGUGGACUUCAGGCAAAUCUCUUGUUCUACCAGAAACCAAACGAAACGAUCAGCUUGUAGUCAGGUUUUCUUCUGUGGAGCCGCUAAAACGCACGAACAGUAAGUGUAGCGGAGCGGACUCUGCGGAAAAUUCAGGAGCUGUAUGCUGUCUUCCGUCACCGGCGGGCUGCACGGAAAUACCAGAGCAACAGGAACUAUAUGCUGAGGCAGAAGUGUAUCAGUCAAUCAUUCCAAGGCAGCUGCAGCACCCUCAUUCACCGCUUUCAAGAUCAGUGGGUGGUUCCUGUCGGACAGUAUCACUUCCAGAUGCAAGUGAAGGAGCCUUAGGCUCUCCGUCGAGCGCUUGCUGGCACAAUACACCAAAAUGCGAACGCACACCGAAAUUGUGGCUUUCGUCCAGCGAUAGCUUCUUCUCUCUCUCAUGCGACGCUCCGAGGGAGGUUCUAAACGCAGAGAGGCUGGCUUGCGCCUUUCUUGAGGGUAGGGCUGACCAUGUGGACCAGCCGCCCAUAUCGAUUGCGACUCCAGCUCCUAUCUCGAAAUCCCCGAAGAAUAACGUGGUGGAUUCUAUCCUCAAUCAUGGCAGCGUGUCAUACCGCAGCAAGCUCAGCAGGACAACAUCGUCAGUGGACUUGCAAAAGAUCCAUAUCCAAGGCAUUUCACAUUUUAUUUCUCCGGUUGCACCUGAGCCGUCUCCCUGUGUUUCAACUUUAUCUGCUACAGAAAGCAGCAUGUCAGGAAGUUGCGUGUUUUGUGAAGGCAGUAUAAACUGCCAGGAACUGUCUAGUUCGCGAAAAGACUGGUCCAGCAGUCAAAGGCAAGGGCUUGCAGAUCAGUCGUGCGGAGGCACGGGUGGCGGACCCUGUAUCUCCGCGCAGCUAAUGCACAGACGCAGUUCAUCAGCCACGGAGCAACAGUCAAAAGAAACUGCGGGAAUUUUCCCCGAAUCAGAAACGUCUCGUGUUAGGGAACUCCGAAGGCUAAGGCGUGUGGUGCGAGCACUUUGUAAUUCGGUCUCGGGAAAUCAUCGACAUUCGGAAAGGCGGCCAGCGGUUCAGUGUGGGUUACUCGAUCAGUGCGACUCGUCUUCACGAGAAACUCGACCGAGGCAGCUGCAAAGACGCUGCACUGGGAAAGAGUUGCACAGGACUGAAGUAAAACAGCUUGAAAAGUAUGAGAGUGAAGAGCGGCCUUGUACUGGGCUACGGCGGCGAUUCAGCUGCCGCUUGCUCCCACAGACUUGCCGCGCAGAGGGUGCCACUGUCCCAGGAAAUAUUUUGAAACAAGCGAGUGGAAUCCGUCGUCACAGAAAGGCGAAGCUUUACCGGAAGCACCCUGGAGUUAUCCCAAAGACGCGUUUUCCUGUCUCUGAGAGUACGUUACGUGCUAGUGAGAGUGACUGCGAACUCUGCGUGGGUGUACCGAGUGAUGCAAAGUUGUCUAGGAGUUUCUUCUCAACAUGCGGUACAUCAAGAAGAAUUAUUCGGCUGCCAGUAUCGCUUUCUGACCGAGUGCGGCGAGGAACGCUAGGGCUUGCUAGGAGAAUGCAGGGCAGUGUUCGCCGAAAGGUAAAAGUAUAG
Molecule: messenger RNA, 3921 nt
Organism: Eimeria tenella
Lineage: Eukaryota; Apicomplexa; Conoidasida; Eucoccidiorida; Eimeriidae
Exons: 4
Coding region: 1-3921 (1306 amino acids)
Source: RefSeq, a predicted model, not a curated record